GUACCUCCUCAUUUGCAACAAUGUCUUGUUUACUGUUCCCUUCUUCAAAAAGAUAGGAUUGAAUGUAGUAGUUAUGCAUUGAUCAGAUAUUGGAUGGCACAUGGAAUCCUUGAUCAGUCCCGUGUUCAUGGGAAUAUGGAGUUGGAAGACAUCGGAGAGCUGUAUUUUAAAGAUUUAUCGGCGAGAUCCUUCUUUCAAAACGUUACUGAUCAUGGAAUGUACUACGAAAUUGAUAUGCAUGAUCUUAUCCAUGAUCUUUUACAAUCAGUUGUACAAGGUGAGUGUUUUAUAGUGAAGUCUGCAAACACCAAAGACAUAUCUGAAAAUGUUAGACAUUUGACAUUUUUGGAAGCUGGCCAAAAUGUUUCAACAACUUCGCAAAAGUUGAACAAAGUGCGGACUGUAGUAGCAGAGGAAAUAGAGAUUGAUGAAUCCUUCAUGUGCACUUGCUUUUCAAGAUUCAAGUAUUUGCGAGUGCUUCAGUUACCUACAUGUUCAUUACAAGUGUUGCCAAAAUCCAUUGGUUCCUUGAAACAUUUGAGAUUUCUGAACUUAAAUUUUAAUGAAGCAAUAACGAAACUCCCGAAUGCAAUUUGCAGACUGCAGAGCUUGCAAACUCUAUAUUUUGGUGGGUGUGAGAAUCUUGAAGAGUUGCCCAAAGAUAUAAGCAAAUUGAUCAGCCUCACAUCACUUGGUUUUACGACGAAACAAACAAGUUUUACAGAGAAUGGGGUGGGAUGCUUGAAAUCACUUCAAUUUCUUACUAUUAUCAAGUGUAGUAAUUUAACCUCUUUGCCAUGUGAAACAAGUUAUCUUACUUCCUUACGGACUCUAGCGCUAGAGGAAUGUGAACAACUGGAUUUGGGGAACGUAAAUUAUCAAGGAACUCCACUGAGGCUUCAAAACUUGUGGAUUAUGAAUUUACCACGGAUGGUUACAUUGCCUGAAUGGUUUCAAGGAGCGGCUAACACCCUUCAAUUCUUGGUUAUUAAAGAGUGUGAGAAUUUGGAGGCAUUACCUGAGUGGUUGGCAAGUUUCACAUCACUCACAAAGUUGAUCGUUGGUAAAUGUCAGAAAUUGUCGUCUCUGCCAGAGGGGAUGCGUUCUCUUACCUCCUUAAGAGAACUUGUGAUUGGUGAUUGUCCUGAAUUAGAGAGGAGAUGUCAGCGCAACAUUGGAGAAGAUUGGCCCAAGAUUUCUCAUGUGCCACAUGUCUCCUUUCACGUCCUCGAUUGAUUUCUCCAUAUAUAAUAGAUGCGAACAAGGUGGGUCUUCUCGUGUGUUUGUUCUAUACUAAUAUUAUUCCUAGUUUCUUCAGCUGUCUCAGUAUUUCUUUCUUUCCCUUUGUUUGUUUGUUUUCUUGUGUCUAGG
Prunus mume (Japanese apricot) is the source of this 1371-nucleotide messenger RNA. Lineage: Eukaryota; Viridiplantae; Streptophyta; Magnoliopsida; Rosales; Rosaceae. The record is from RefSeq and is a predicted model, not a curated record.